AUGGGGUACGAAGAAGUGGUAAAGGCAUAUCGCGUUUACGACAUUGAAGCGGAUCAAGUGGUGAUAUCUCGCGAUGUCACAUUCGACGAAUCAACGUUUGGUUUCUCGCCGACGCUACCACAAGAAAUUGUUGAUGACACUGCGCUGGAUAUCGAAUCGAUGAACAUCAGCGAUGAGCCUCACCCCAUGCAGUUCAAGCAAACUGGAAAACGCAAAAGCCGUUCAAACAGCCAAGAACAAGCUCUACAACGGACACUUCCUGAGCGUCGUGGAACCGGGUUAGAAGAAGCAAGUGCCCCGGAUGACUUUGAAUCGCACCAAGCGAAGCGACGGUCAAGCGCUCGAGCCAAUCUGGACGAAGAGAGAAAGGGCAGUGACGAAGAUAACGAGGAUGCUACACUUCAAGUCUUGUGGCGAGCGAGUGUCAACGCAGUCGAAGGUACUGACUUGUCUGAGCUGACAACGUUUAAAGAUGCUGUUGAUGGACCGGAUCAAGCGCGUCUCGUGGCAAAAGGGUUCAAGCAGAAAUAUGGCAUCGACUACACGGAGACGUUUUCGACGGUUGUCAAGUACGUGACGCUGCGCAUGGUAGUUGCAAUCACGAAGUACUUUGACUGGACACUGGACCUGCUGGACGUGGUGACAGCUUUGCUAUGCGGAGAGAUGAAGGAAAAGGUAUUCUGCGCGAUCCCAGAAGGGGUCGAAGUUGAUGAAGACUUUGACUGCUUCGAAUUGGAGAAGGCGAUCUACGGACUAAAACAAGCAUCGCGCGUAUGGAACGAGACUUUCCAUGAGUUCGUCUGCUCCAUUGGAUUUCAAGUAUCUCAUUUUGACCUGUGUCUUUAUCUCAAGAUUACAAGUGGCGAGUGCGUGCUUUUGUUGAAAAGACAGCGGCUGUGA
Molecule: messenger RNA, 900 nt
Organism: Peronospora matthiolae
Lineage: Eukaryota; Oomycota; Peronosporomycetes; Peronosporales; Peronosporaceae
Source: the annotation of a GenBank genome assembly